UUUAGUACCUUCAUACAGGAUCUAAUUUUAUUCUUACUCAUAAGUAAGAGAAAUAUAAGAUCCAAAAAUAUUCACUGACUCUCAGCUGUCAGCUGGCCUGGUUCAUUUCUGCAAAACUAAUUCCCGUCUGUUCUGAACUCUGAUUGGGCUCUACAUAAUGUUUCAAACAUUCCUCAGAUUCGCUGAACCAGUCUGGAAUAUUUUAAGAAUAAGCAAGUUGCAGUCAAUUCUAUGAGAGAUAAAGUCCCCCACUUGUUACUGGGGAGGGGCAAUUCAAUAAUCCCGUCAGUGUAACUGAAGUUUGCCGUGUAAAUGAACCCUCCAGUUUGCUGUGACAUUCUCAGUUGUGUAACGUUUGCACCUUUUAACCACCUUCCCCCCCCCCACUCACAUGUAAAACAUUCAAACCCAGGAAUGUUGAGCUGCCAGCCCUGUCUAUCUGACACAUACUCCUAAUGUUUUGUGUCGGAUAGACCGUUGGAAAUUGGCGAGUGUGGUAAAGUGAAGGCGAAGCUGGACGAUGAGAGGCCGCUCUCGGCUCUGUCCGUCACUCUGACUCUGUCUCCUCCCUUCCCCGCCUCUGUCUCUCUGCACGUUUCUCGGGCAGGUCGGGGCGCUGUGUAUAAAAGGAGACAUCAGCAGUCGGUUUGUCACUGAGCAGUGACCCGAGUGAAGCAGCAUCAUGUCUGGCAGAGGGAAAGGAGGCAAAGGACUGGGCAAAGGCGGAGCCAAACGGCACCGUAAAGUGCUCCGGGAUAACAUUCAGGGCAUCACCAAACCGGCCAUCCGGCGUCUGGCUCGCCGUGGCGGCGUCAAGCGGAUCUCGGGUCUGAUCUACCAGGAGACCUGCGGGGUGCUGAAGGUUUUCCUGGAGAAUGUGAUCCGGGAUGCGGUCACCUACACUGAACACGCCAAGCGCAAGACGGUCACUGCCAUGGAUGUGGUGUACGCUCUGAAACGCCAGGGCCGCACUCUCUAUGGCUUCGGCGGCUGAAAAACUCCCACUUCCUCCCGAGCACAACACAAAGGCUCUUCUAAGAGCCACCCACCGCCUCACAGACGGAGCCGUGUCCACUACCCUUUAACUAUUUUUAUCGAUAUAUUUGACUGAGUUACUUUUGAAGCAGAUUAAUCCGUUCCGCUUGAAGUAUCCCUGCAAUUCUGCCUUUUCAGUUGGUGAAUACGGCAGAAGCUCGGAAUGGAUUAAGAUCGAUCAGCAUCCCCUUGUCUGUCUCGGACAGAAAUCAGUUCCCUCAUUCAGAGA
This is a messenger RNA of Hypanus sabinus (Atlantic stingray), 1264 nucleotides long. Its product is annotated as histone H4-like. The transcript has a single exon. Gene Ontology annotation, cellular component: nucleosome. Lineage: Eukaryota; Metazoa; Chordata; Chondrichthyes; Myliobatiformes; Dasyatidae. Gene Ontology annotation, molecular function: structural constituent of chromatin; DNA binding; protein heterodimerization activity. The record is from RefSeq and is a predicted model, not a curated record. Gene Ontology annotation, biological process: nucleosome assembly. Bases 683 to 994 code for a protein of 103 amino acids.